CGUGCAAACCUUUAAGAUUUUAAAUAAUUUUUUAAAUAAUCCAUAACGAUGAAAACGAAGACUCAGAGAUUAUUUGCUCAACUCAAACGUUUACGUGAAAAUCCUACUUAUCCGUUUAUAACGCCAUCUUUCGUCCAUAUACAAAACUUUAAUAAUAACAAGUCUGCUAUUGUGUCUACUAGUAAGAGUUUACCAAAGGCCAAUCCAAAAUGUUCGUCAGCAAAAUCUGUAUCAGAAAAACAGCAAAUGAAGAAUCCACAAGACGUUCCUCUUAAAUCGACUUCGGCACAUAUUAAAAAAUCAUCUCCAAAGAACAAAGUCGUCGUCGAUGAUAAGGAAAAGGACGUAGUCGGACCCCAACCAAGAUCAAGUACGAAAAAGCAUACAUCUAAGUCGGAAAUUACGAAGGAACCAUCUAAAAAUUCAUGCUCGUCGAAAAGACCAAACGUUUUCGACGACAAUGGGUCUUCUAAGAGACCUAAACACUCGAGAUCUGUCGUGUUACGCCCUAGUGCGGAUGGGUCUGAAAAAACAAUAAUCCCAAAGGCCAUUUCUUCAACUUCAGAUUCGGUAAAUGAAUCGCAGACCUCGCAAGAUUAUAAAAACGAUUAUAAUGGGCUUUCCUCUAGCUCAGCUCGGCCUACUGACCAGCAUAAAAAUCUGCCCAAAAAGAAAAGCUCAAACACAAUCUUGGAGGGAAAACCGUCUAAGAAAACUGUUUACUCGAGCGCCGUCGAGUUCCACUCGGCUUCUGAUAAUAAAUCCGAUGGCAAAAUCAUGUUGAAAAUCACAAAAAAACCUUCUUCCGAUAAAUAA
This is a messenger RNA of Daktulosphaira vitifoliae (grape phylloxera), 816 nucleotides long. RefSeq lists its product as uncharacterized. Lineage: Eukaryota; Metazoa; Arthropoda; Insecta; Hemiptera; Phylloxeridae. The record is from RefSeq and is a predicted model, not a curated record. Bases 49 to 816 code for a protein of 255 amino acids. The transcript has 2 exons.